Messenger RNA from Ramularia collo-cygni, 966 nucleotides. RefSeq lists its product as uncharacterized. Bases 1 to 966 code for a protein of 321 amino acids. The record is from RefSeq and is a predicted model, not a curated record. NCBI's taxonomy places the organism in Eukaryota, Fungi, Ascomycota, Dothideomycetes, Mycosphaerellales, Mycosphaerellaceae. The transcript has a single exon.
AUGGGCACCCAAGCAAGAAACGCGACAGCCGACGAUAAAAAAGUGCUCGGCGGUUAUCAGCCGCCACCCACUAUGGAGUGGUGCAGAGCCCAAGCCAAUGUCAAGAAUAACAUGACGACUGGGAAGGAAUUCAUGCGGGCGUUUUGGGUCAGCUGCAACGAAUGGCACGAUUUCAAGACGAAGCUCUACAUGGCCCUGCUCCAGCCGGCGGAGCGCUGGACAUGGCCGGAACCUUCUGGAGAUUUGAACAAUGACAAGUCAGCCGAAGCGGAGCGCCUAGAGUUCGAAGCCGGCGUAGCUGGCAACACGCCAUACUAUUGCGUGCCGGUUAGCAAGGAAAACCGGUGGUACUACGAACCAGUGCUCGACUGGGCAUUUGCAUAUCCACCAUUGCGCGAUCGAAUCCAGACUUUCAACGGCUUWAAUGGCCACCUURCGACCACCUACCGCAUCGAAAUCUUGUUGCAGGUCAUUGAAAAGGCCAUGCAGAUGAUGCGCGCACAUCACGCUUUCCGCGACCCURGCCCUGAUGGYAUUCGCUCACUCAGAUGUAGCUGGGUUGGCGGAAGACUCCCAGCAGCCCCACCAGUCGUGAAAGGUCGGAGAAUUAAGAAGAAGACAUUUGGUGCCAUGGACAUCGUGGUAGAGAUUGACAGAAUGCCUAACAUUGCGGACGACACUAUCAUGCGGGUAGAGGCUGGUGAUGUUGGGGACGGAUGGAGAAGUACCCACGAGACGGCAACACUGGAAAGACUCGUCGCAGCAAUUAAUGCUGCAGCCGGAAGGGAUGGGCACGAUCUCGGGCGUUAUGGAGUAUUCUACGAGGAUGCGAACGAGAUGCUAGUGAGGUUGAAGGAUACUCAGCAGUUGGUGGAGCAUUUGCAUUUGAAGAGAACGGUCACCAACUCGCAGUGGGAUGACCUGCGGUUUAUUGUUGCUCCCAAGCGACCGGCUCGGGCGCGAUGA